ACCCUGACCUACCGAAACCCACAGCUCAACGUUCAAAACAACUUGGCCUCAGAUCAACCCUACCCGGGGAAGCAAAUGAAUGUUGUCUGGUGGUUGUCUGCUGGCCCUUUCCUUGAGAACUGAAGCAGCUCUUCACCAGGGGAAGCAGUUGGAGCAAUGGCAGAAGAAAUGGCUGACUGUGAUUGGAAACUUGCCUCUCUGGGCUCUCUAAACUCCUCCUCACCCAUUGGCGCGGCUAAUACCAGUGCCAACAACAGUACUGGAAGUGGCCAGAGACGACAUUUCUCCACACUGAUGAGUCACCGUCGUCCGGUUAUGUCAACAUUGGUACGGCCUAACUCAACCAGUGCGGGUCAGGGCACAGCAGGUCAGAUGGCGGUGGACGUACAGGGUCUUUCUCCUCGUGUUCAGGAUCUGCACCGAAGGGUCAAGGAGUUCAUUCAGGAACACGUAGUGCCUCUGGAGUUGGUCCGCAAGCAGCGUGAGGAGAGUGGCGCCCCCCGCUGGGAGGUCAUGCCCGAACUGGAGGCCGCCAAGGAGAAGGCAAAGGCGGCCGGCCUGUGGAACUUGUUCUUGCCCAUAGAGUCGGACCCGGGGAGCAAGUACGGAGCUGGUCUCACCAAUCUGGAGUAUGCCUUUCUGUGUGAGCAGAUGGGCAAGACUUUGUUUGCCCCUGAGGUGUUCAACUGCAGCGCCCCAGACACAGGUAAUAUGGAGACCAUUGUACGCUAUGGCACUGAGGAACAGAAAGAGAAAUGGCUGAGACCUCUCCUGGAUGGAAAGAUCCGCUCUUGCUUUGCAAUGACAGAGCCUGCGGUUGCCUCGUCAGAUGCCACAAAUAUUGAGUCCUCGAUCAGCAGAGAUGGAGAUUCCUAUAUCAUCAACGGGCACAAAUGGUGGACAUCAGGAGCUCUUGAUCCUCGUUGCAAGAUCUGUAUCUUCAUGGGCAAGACAAACAAAGGUGCAGCUAAGCAUCGCCAGCAGUCUAUGAUCCUGGUACCCAUGGACUCUCCAGGAAUCACAAUUGUUCGACCGCUUAAAGUGUUUGGAUAUGAUGAUGCACCAGAGGGUCAUGGAGAGGUCAUUUUUGAUAAUGUCCGAGUGCCAGCCUCCAACAUCUUGCUGGGAGAAGGUCGAGGUUUUGAGAUUGCUCAAGGUCGCUUGGGCCCUGGACGCAUUCACCACUGCAUGCGACUCAUCGGUUAUGCUGAGCGGGCUCUGUCUCUUAUGGUGGACAGGACCAUGAAGCGUGUGGCAUUUGGCAAGCCACUGGCUGCUCAGGGAACCAUCCAACAGGAUGUGGCCAGGUCCAGAAUCGAGAUAGAGCAGUGUAGACUUCUGGUGCUGAAAGCUGCAUACAUGAUGGAUUUGUAUGGCAACAAGGUGGCUGCUCCAGAGAUCGCUAUGAUCAAAGUUGCUGCUCCCAACAUGGCUUUGUCUGUCAUUGAUCGGGCCAUACAGGCUCACGGUGGAGCGGGAGUGAGUGAUGAUUUCCCACUGGCUUACCUCUACGCUGGGGUUCGAACCCUUCGCUUCGCAGAUGGUCCUGAUGAAGUUCACCAACGAGCAGUGGCCAGGAUAGAGUAUGCCAAAGUGGCAAAGGCCAAGUUAUGAGCAUUGAUUGAAUAUCGCCUUAGUCACGUUCAACGAGAGGUCGGAUUCAACGAGGACAACAAGCCGGUCCAGGCAACCUCGUUGAAUGCGACACCCACUGAAUGUUUUGUCCUGUCUAGAACAAUAAACAGUGAUUUUUAAAAUUCAGAUGGAGAGUACUGAAGUGAUGACUGUUAGUUUGUUUUAUUUUCUGAAUGUAAGUAUGACGGACGAUAUUCGAAUUUUGCUCUGCACUAUAAAACUUUGUAGCUGUUUAUUUAGUUAAGAAGUGUUACCUCAGUCAGAGUCAGGAUUCAAUUAAUUAGAUUUUUAAAAAACACUUGUAUUGUGGGUUCUGCUUUUACAAUUGGUGCAUGAAGAAUUCUCUGUAGAUAGUUAAAUCCAGCUAAAGCUUUCCCCGAGGUUUUAUGUACCCCACAUAAUUUAGCAAAAUUUGAUCAUUUUUUUUGGGCACAAUUUCCGAUUAUUUUCUUUAUCAUUCUUUGUUAAAAUUAACAGAAUUGCAUAAUUUCACAUUUUUUAGCUCAGUUUGCAUAAUAUCAGAAUUUGUUUUGCUUAAAACCGUGGGGACAGCUAAAGGAAGCCUCACAUAUAUGAGCCUGCGCCAGAGCCUCCAAAGCCUUAAAAAAACACUGCAUGUGUGGCCGAAAUUUCAUGUUGUCAGAAUCAGUGGAGAAAUUCAGGCAGCGUCAUAUCGGCCUGGGGUUGAGUUAAGUGGUGGGGUCAAAAAAAUUAUCUAAAAAAACAAAACAUGUGCAUUUGAUUUCAGAUUUAAAAAAAAAUACCCAUCCUGAGCCGACUGCAAAUUAAUAAGACAAAAUGGAGCUAUCCCCAGUCGUGACUUGUGCAUGUGUAGUCUACUAACAAAUAAUUCUGGGUGGAGGCUUGACACAAGGCACAUUGAUGGGCUGUCAUCCAUUGGCCCAUGUCUCUGUGACCACCUGCUUUAGGAUUCUAUUUAUGCUCAUAAAUUAAAUGUUGCAAAUGUAUUAUUACAAUAUAUCUAAAAACAUGGAGUCCACUUAAACCAAAACAAUGGCCAACCAAACAAGCCAAACAAAAUUCGGUGGUCACAUAGACUAGGGUUUAAGUAAGUCGACUCCACAUUCUAUACUACAACACAACCAUUUUUGCUUUUGCUCCAGUGUGGAUAAGGAAAAAAAUAACGAUGAGAGAAUUCGGGGGGGGGGGGGGGGGGGGGGUUUAUGUCAAAUCAUGCACACAAGUUAAUCAUUCAUGUUCAGAGAAUUGUGAAGCCUCAUGAUAUCAAUAUAGUGGAACAUUUAUUUUAUAGGAUUUCUCUUUUUAUUUACAAGAAAAAGAAUUAUUAUUACAUUUUUGAGCAACAUUAUACAAGUGUAUUCUAUUAAAGUACGGAAUAAAAUAUGACCUUUCACUUUCAUGUGUCUAGGUUUUAUUUUAACAUUGCUGAAUGUAAAAUAUGUUGACACAGACUUAUUUAGAUAAUAAAAGAAUGAAAAUAACGGC
Molecule: messenger RNA, 3102 nt
Organism: Aplysia californica (California sea hare)
Lineage: Eukaryota; Metazoa; Mollusca; Gastropoda; Aplysiida; Aplysiidae
Product: acyl-CoA dehydrogenase family member 10
Exons: 12
Coding region: 157-1614 (485 amino acids)
Molecular function (GO): oxidoreductase activity, acting on the CH-CH group of donors; flavin adenine dinucleotide binding
Source: RefSeq, a predicted model, not a curated record